AUGCGAGCCCGCGCCGCUGCGGGCGACGCGGGAGAGCCGGACGGCCCAACAAACGACGCGGAAAUCCACUCAGAGGUCUGCACGGUCACAAUCAGAGCACAGGCCGGGCGGGAGGCAGGCGGGAACGGGGGCGGUGGGAAGCGCGAGGGGGGGCGGUUCAAGCACGGCAACUACCACAACUACUACGGGAAGCGGCUCGAGAAGCGCAGCCCGCUGGACGACCCCCGGCUGGCCGUCUUCGACCCCGCGUGGUUCAAAGGUCGAACCAUGCUCGACGUGGGGUGCCACGAGGGCGUCGUGAUCCUCUCCGUCGCGCAGCGCUUCGGCAUUUCCGGCGCGCUCGGCAUCGACAUCGACCCCGUGCUCGUCCGGCGCGCCGUCCGCCGCCUCAUGGCGGCACGCAACGCCGCGCGGGAGGAGCGUCGCGGCCACGCGCCCACGCACGGCGCCGAGGCGACGCUGCUGCCGCCCGCGGAGCGCCUCGACGCGCUCAAGCACGUGCGGUUCCGCGCGGGGGACGUGUUGAGCCUGGAGGGGGAGGUCCCGCGGGGUACUUUUGGGGUCGUGACGUGCCUGUCGGUCACCAAGUGGGUGCAUAUACACGGCGGCGACGACGGGCUGCGGCGGCUCUUGCGGCUGCUCGCGGGGGCGGCGGAACCCGGCGGCCACGUGAUCGUGGAGCCGCAGCCGUGGAAGAGCUACAGGCAGGCGGCGUCGCACCGAGACACGAAGCAGGAGUGGAUGCCCGGGCGUCUCGCGGAGCUGCAGCUGCGGCCGGAGGACAUUCCGCGCCUGUUGUCGGAGGAGGGGCUGGUGGAGGUGGGGGUGCUGCGGCCCGAGGGGAGCAAGGAGGGCUUCGGGCGGCCGCUGCACGUGCUGCGGAAGCCGGGGGCGCCGGGCGCCGGGGACGCGUGA
Messenger RNA from Pedinophyceae sp. YPF-701, 915 nucleotides. Lineage: Eukaryota; Viridiplantae; Chlorophyta; Pedinophyceae. The record is from the annotation of a GenBank genome assembly.